AUGGACGUUUCAAUGAUACAAUCACCGUCAAAACGACAAAAAGAGUUGCAAAAACUAGCAGUUUCGGUGGAAGAUGCGCGAAACUAUAAGGACAUUUUCGAUCUAUUGAAAGAGCAAAGACAGAGUCGAAAAAUCGAUGUUGUGCUGUUCGAAAAGUUGGAGGAUCUGCAAGGCGAUUGGGCGGAUUUGACGUUUUUCUGCGGCGAAUUUCAUUCACCAUUGUAUAAUCGAUUGACAAAAGCCGGUGAAAAUGGUGCGGAAAAAGAGAAUGGCGAGAAAAAUGCGAAUUUGAUUGUUGGACCGGCUGUUUUGAGACACAGAUUGCAGACAAAUCAGGUCUGGAAAUUUCUCGCGCAGCUUCAAGUUUUGAGUAGAAAUUUUUGGUUUUAAUGCUAUUCUUAGGAUAGUUUGGGCUAAAACAUUUCAAAUGAUAUAAAUUUUCAUGACUUUACCUUAACCAUUAGUGAUUUAGCGCCUAAAAAUCGCUAAUUAACUUAGGGUUAACUUCUAGCACAGAAUUUUGCGCUGAAACUCAUGAAUUUCAGUGUUUUUCAGCAUUUCCACGAGUUUCAGCGCAACAUUUUGCCCCAGAAAUCGAAAAAGGUACCCUUCCCCUAUAAUGCCAGGGGGGGGGGGUACCUUUUUCACAAUUGAAGGUUUCUGGGGCAAAAUGUUGCGCUGAAACUCGUGGAAAUGCUGAAAAACACUGAAAUUCAUGAUUCUCAGCGCAAAAUUCUGUGCUAGAAGUUAACCCUAAGUUAUUUAGCGAUUUUUAGGCGACGCUAAACAACUUAGGGUUAAGGUAAAGUCAUAAAAAUUUAUAUCAUUUGAAUUGUUUUAGUCCUGUCUAUCCUAAGAAUAGCAUUAAAACCAAAAAUUUCCACUCAAAAUCAUGCAGACUAGAGAAUAUGCUGAGCGGAAGCUCGCGGAACGUUUCCGCGUGAAAAAACCUCCCAAUUUUGCAGGAAAUGAUGAGUUUACGACCGUGCCGCCCGUUAUAUUGCGAACUGAUGAAGAAUGUGACAAUGAAAUUGUCGUCGGAAGUCACGGCGAAACGCGAAUUGGUCGAAAUGGUCCAUUUUAUGGGUGGAAGUGUCAGAAAAGAUGUGCGUAAUCGAAAAAUUUGAAAAAAUUGUGCUUAUUAGCAGCCGAAAUGUACUUUUGUACUAGUAGAAUACAAUUUUCAUGGAUUUUGCUCGGAAUUUUGGGCUGCAGCUUAAUUUUCAAGUUUUUUUUCGCUCCAAUUUGGUCUAGAGACGAAAAUUCCUGAUUUUUGCCGCCAAAAAUCCGAUUUUUCGCUGCGAGACCCUAGAAAAAAGGGUUUUUAGCCACAAAAUUUGCCACGUGGAGUUUUUAAGGGCGCAUGGCUCUCAAAACGGAAAAUGCUCAUCUUGCCGCCAAAAAUCUGAUUUUUCGCUUCGAGACCCAUGUACCUUUGAAAAAAUCCACGUGGCAUCGAACUUUAAAGGAACAUAGCUCAAAUUUUCCAUCUGAAACUCAAAAAUAACGGUUUUCGACGGUUUUUCACAGGAAAAUCGCUCAAAUCUCUGAAUUUGAUGAAUAAAUCGUUGCGAGACCUCAAAAACCUUUAAAAAUCUAAAAAUUACCUUAAAAAGACCCUAAAGACCUUAGGAAUCCUCAUUUUCACCCGAAAAUCUCUAAAUUUGAUCCAAAAAUCGUUGCGAGACCUAAAAAUUGAAGUUUAAAGGUUCAGUGACCGUAUUUUUCAACCUAGGACCAAAAAAAUCGUUGCGGGACUCUAAAAUUGAAGUUUAAAGGAGCAGACACCGUAUUUUUCCACCUUGGACCUCAAAAUUACCUUAAAAAGACCCUAAAGACCUCAGGAAUCUUCUUUUUCACGUUAAAAUUCAAAUUUUUAUUCGAAAAAUCGUUACGGGACCCUAAAAUUGAAGUUUAAAGGAGCAGACACCGUAUUUUUCCACCUUGGACCUAAAAAUUACCUUAAAAAGACCCUAAUAACCUUAGGAAUCUUGAUUUUCACGUGAAAAUUCGAAAUUUUAUCCAAAAAUCGUUGCGGGAUCCUAAAAUUGAAGUUUAACGGCGCAGAUACCGUAUUUUUCAACCUAUGACCUUAAAAACCUUGAAAAAUAUGAAAAUUACCUUAAAAAGACCCUAAAGACCUUAGGAAUCUUGAUUUUCACCCAAAAGUUCAAAUUUUGAUCCGAAAAAUCGUCUAGAACCUUUAGAAAUCCCAUUGUCACCCGAAAAUUCCCAAAUUUUCACCAAAAAACCCCCAUUUUCCUCUAAAAAUUCACAUUUUCACCCAAAAAUUCCCCAAAUUUUCAGACAAUCCAACGAACCAACGUGCUGAUAGCCGGAAAAGCUGCCGGAAAAUUCUCGACCUUCAUCGAUAUUCCAAUUUUGCGAUCAGGUUGGGUUCACGAAUGCUGGAAACACCGUGACAAUCCAUAUUAUGACGUGUUCGACACAAAACUGCUAGCCAAAUACAAAUUGCGAGUUUUCGAAGGACUUUGCCUAUAUUUUCACGGUUUCAAAAAACAAGACAUUGAUGAUAUGGUGAAAAGUCUCAAAGAUUCGGAAGGAAUUGUGGCGGAUCGCAUUGAACAAGCCACACACGUUGUCUAUAAUUCGAGCUAUGAGGAGAACGCGGAAAGCGGAAGCGGAAGCGGAGAGGAACCGCAACGAUUUUUGCCGAAUAUACCCAAUCAAAUGCAUGUGACACAAGAGUGGUAUUGGGUUAGCUUGCAUCGUGGAAGUUGUGCGUUUGAGGAGAAUUUUGCGUUGCCCACAAAGACUUUGCGACGAAAAGUGAGCAUUUUUGACUGAAAAUGAGCCAAAAUUCGAGAUUUUUGGCUGAAAAUAAGCUGGAAAUCAUGAAAAUUGGCCAAAAAUGACCCCAGGAGCCGAAUUUUCAGAAAAAAAUCCACCUAGAAAUUCAAAUUUAUCACAAAAACACCAUAUUGUCAAUGGAGCGCGCUUGCUCGUUUUUUAGUGAAAAAUUUGAUUUUCCGCGGUUUUGGGGUGAUUUUUCACUGAAAAACGUGAUUUUGGCCUAAUUUUGAGCUGAAAAAUUGAUUUUUCAGUCAAAAAGUGACUAUUCUAGCUGAAAAUCAUGAAAAUUUGCCAAAAAUGAUCCUAGUAACCACAUUUUCCCCCAAAAAUUGAACCUAGAAAUUCAAAUUUAUCACAGAAACACCAUAUUGUCAAUGGAGCGCGCUUGCUCGUUUUUUAGUGAAAAAUUUGAUUUUCCGCGGUUUUGGGGUGAUUUUUCACUGAAAAACGUGAUUUUGGCCUAAUUUUGAACUAAAAAAUUGAUUUUUCAGUCAAACUUCGACUAUUUCAGCUGAAAAUCACGAAAAUUGGCCAAAAAUGAUCCUAUUAACCACAUUUUCCCCCAAAAAUUGAAUCUAGAAAUUCAAAUUUAUCACAGAAACACAAUAUUGACAAUGGAGCGCAUUUGCUUGUUUUAGACCUGAAUUUUGAGAUUUUUGGCUGAAAACAAGCUGGAAAUCAUGAAAAUUGGCCAAAAAUGAUCCCAGGAACCAAAUUUUCACAAAAAUCCACCUAGGAAAUUCAAAUUUAUCACAAAAACACCGUAUUGUCAAUGGAGCGCACUUGCUCAUUCUAGAGCUAAGAUUCGAGAUUUUUGAGUCAAAAGUAGGUCUAGAAGUAGGAUUUUUGGCUGAAAGUGGUUAUUUCAUAAAUUUUCAAGUUGAAAUUUAGUUCUAGAGCUUGAAAUUUAAAUUUUUCAUGAAAAAUCAGGCAUUGCUCAUUUUAAAAUUGUUUUCUAAAUUUAAUAUUCCCACGUGUUGACCUCAAAAAUUCAAAUUUUUUCCAAAAAUCGAAAAAAACUCCAUUUUUCAGUUUGCACAAGAGGACAAAGAGAUCAAUUCGGCCUCAACUCCGCUCUCAAAUCGAAAUUCAACAAAUACGGCCAAUCCGAGAAGUGGACUAUCGAAAAGUGUUUCAUCGAUGAGAGAUUGUAGCGGUGAAGGACCGUCGUUGAAUGGUGCGUGCAUUUUUGGCUGAAAAUGAGCUGAAAUUCGGGAUUUUUGGCUGAAAAUGACCUAGAAAUCAUGAAAAUCGGUUGAAAAUGACCUUAGAACCCGGAUUUUCACGAAAAAUAGGCCUGGAAAAUUUGAAAAAUCACUGAAAAACAUCAUAUUGUCAAUGGAGCGCACUUGCUCGUUUCAAACCAAAAUGUUUGAUUUUUCAGGGUUCUGGGGUUGUUUUUCAGCCAAAAUUCGAGAUUUUUGACUGAAAAUCAUGAAAAUUGGCUGAAAAUGACCCCAGGAACCAAAUUUUCACAAAAAUUGAACCAGGAAAUUCAAAUUUAUCACAAAAACACCAUAUUGUCAAUGGAGCGCACUUGCCUAAUUUUGACUGAAAAUUUCAUUUUUCCGGGGUUCUGGGGUUGUUUUUGACUGAAAAUGAGCUGAAAAUCAUGAAAAUUGGUCAAAAAUGACCCCAGGAGCUGAAUUUUCACGAAAAACAUGCCUAGAAAAUUCGAAAAAAUCUUAUAAAAUUACCAUGUGGUCAAUAGAGCGCAUUUGCUCAUUUUCUACUCAAAAAUUUGAUUUUUCGCAUUUUCUAGAUGUAUUUAGGUCUGAAAUUUCAUGAGGAAUCCAAAUUUUGAGCUAAAAAUCUGAAAUUCUGGCCAAAAAAUGCUGAAAUUAUCGAUUUUUCAGCCACACCUGACUACAUCUACUCAAAUGACGAUAUGGAAAAAGUUUGCAAAUCGCCACGUGUCGUCUCAAAACGCCUUCAAGUUUGUAUGGAAAUGGUCGAAACCGAGACGAAUUAUGUGAAUCAAAUGAAAUUGAUUGUAAAAUUGAAGAACUCGUUGGAGCAGGAAAUUGCGCAAAACGAAUUUAUGAAAAAAUCCGAUGUGGCCAUGAUUUUUGGAAAAUUGGAGCCGAUUUUGGAGGUGAUUUUGAGCAUUUUGAUAUCCCGCAUGGUUUUGGGGGCGUGGCCUAAUUUUUAAUGGAAAAUUUGCGUCAUUUUGAGACCCCGCAUGAUUUUGCGGGCGUGGCCUAAUUUUUCCGCAUUUUUUGAUACCAAACUUGCUUAAGGCACGGUUUUGGGGGCGUGGCCUAAUUUUUCCACGUUUUUUGAUACCAAAAUUGCAUAGAGCAUGGUUUUGGGGGCGUGGCUUAGUCUCUAAUUGAAGCCACGCCCACAAAACUGUGCCCCAACCAUAUUUUAUAUCAAAAAUCUCCAAAUUUUCUCCGAAAAUUGAAUUUUUGGGUCUCGCCACGCCUACAGUACCCCUUAAAUAUUUUGUUUCCAGGUCCAUCAAAAAAUCCUCAACAAUCUCAACACUUUGCUCAACGAGGCCACCUCGAUUUUAUCCACGUGUCAGGGCAAAAAAACGGAUGACAAGAAUUUGGAUUUUGCGGCGGUAAGGCUGAAAAUGGCUGAAAAUUUGGAAUUUUGAGUGCAAAAUUGGGAUUUUUGGCUGAAAAUUGGCCUGAAAACGUGGAUUUUCAGCCUGGAAAAGCCUUUAGCUCAAUUUUCAUAAUUUUCAACGAAUUUUGCACCAAAACGAGCCAAAUUUCAAGAUUUUUCGAUUCUGGGUGUAAAGUUCCUAAGCCAAUGUAAUGUAUUUGAGAUACUCUGAUCUCUUAUGUUUUGUAUAACAAGAUGCAGUUAUUACUGUAGACAAGACUAGACAGUAAAGUCUUUAUUAUGAAAGAAAGAAUAAGAAUUAGUUUCAGUUCCGUAGAACCUCUUGGCUCUUCUCAACUCACUAGAACUCUAGUCGGUCUUCUUUUAUACACAGGCAUAAUAGAUGGCACAAAUAGAUAACCCAAAUGACGUUGCACGUUCACGUGUAUAUCAUAAUCAUUUCUAUACACAACACCUUCCCCGUAUACAAUUGACGAGAUAUUUGUUGUCUCUUCGUCCAGAUCACGAGUCACAGAUGUUUCAUGCAUCAGGCAAUGAUAAACAUUAGCCAUCAACCAAAUUGAUCCACGAUCAAUAAUCCCGAAUCCUAUUGACAAGAUAUUCGACUGUAAGGUCCACUUACAGCUCCUGGUCUUCACUGUAAUGUUCCUAUUACAGCUUCUGAUCCAUUGUAUCCUGAUCUCCAACAUCCUGAUUCUAGCCCGCCAAAACCAUUUGUUGUUUUUGUAUAGUUCGACGAACCAUUCCACCAUAAUUUCAUAGUGUCUGAUAUUAUCGAAAAUUCAAUCGGUACCACGCGCCCCAUUGAACAAAACACGCGCCGCGCGACCGCGUCGCGUUACAAAAAAGGAGGGAAUUUGAAUUCAUUUGUUUUUUAUUGUUUUUAUUUUCAAUAAAAAGUUUUUUUUCGAGUUAUACUUCCAAAUCAGCAUUAAAAAUGUUCGACUGGUUUAGAAAUCGCGAGGAAAUGGGUAAGAAAUAUUGAAUUGAUGAAUAAUUGUUAUUUUUCGUGCACAUAAACAAUUUUUGGGAGUUUUUAGAGCCGCCCAACAAUCCUCCGAAUAGAAAUGAUUUUUCCAAUCAAACUCUACGAAACACUCGGGUUAAAAAAACACAAACUGACAGUCUGCUCAACCCUACACAAAGUAUUGGUAUCCAAGUAAAACCAGAAGUAAAAGACGUUUCGACUCAAUACGACUUGCGGGAUUUUCAAACAGAGGACGAGCGUGUAUGUUUUCAUCAAUAUAGUUCGGGUAGUCUGGAAAAAUUCAUGAAAAAACUUUUCUUUUUCAAAAUGUUGACAAAAUUUACAAAAAAAAUCAGAAAAUAUAGAGAAAAAAGUGAGAACUUCAUUUAUUUGUAGAAUAUGAAAAAGUGGAAAGAUUUGGGAGAAUCGAUGUUUGCCUGCAGUCUCAACAUAUUCAAAAAACAUUCCGAUCUUUUGAGAUUACCUAUAGAGAGACGAGCAGAAAACAUUUUAAUUACAAUUCGCGAAAACUUGAGGAUUUUGAAAGAAGCUCUCGGAAAAUCAGCUCGAUCAUCGAUAUUCGAUAACUUCAAUUUGUUGGCAGCAACUUUGAGUGGAGUAUCUGUAAAAACAAUGACAACUUUGCCAAAAUUCGAAGAAGUUCCUCUUCCGUCCCCAAAACAUAUUGUGAAAACCAAAAGGCAAAAACAGAGGGAGGCCGCUGCAAAAACUAGUGAAAGUGUUAAAAGAGAAAUUGCCACAUUUCUUCAAGAAUCCUGGAAAAAUCAAACUCGUGUAACAUUAGGAAUUGUGUUGGAUCAUAUUCAUAAAAAAACUGAUUUUAGAUAUGGAAAAUAUGUUCUUGGAUAUGUUUUAGGCGGAAUGGGUUACGUGUUCAAAAAAAAACAGAGAAACACAAUAAUUGAAGAACGACCAGAUAUUAUCCAAUGGAGGAAAAACUUUUUGAUAGAAAUUGAAAAGAUUCGAGAUAAAGAUGGAUAUUUGGUUUAUGCUGAUGAAACUUGGGGAUUUAAUGCAAUGGUUGAAAUUUAUGCUUGGCAAUUUGGGCAUGGUGACAUGUAUCAAAAGGCGAGAAUGGCUGAUUUAGAUGCGCCGAUUCAAGGGCCACCAAAAGGAAAGGAAAGAGGAAAACGCUGUAUUGUUCUUGGACUUCUGACCGAAGAUGGUAUUCUUCCGGGAUCUGAAGAAAUCAUAAUAUCUGGAAAUAAAGUACAAUCUGAAGACUAUCAUCAAGAUAUGGAUAGCGCAAAACUAGAACAAUAUAUGCAUAGAGUGAUUCCUUUGGUGGCAGCUGCUGCGGCUGCUAAAAAUAGAGAGGCGUAUCUUGUGGCAGAUAACGCUCCAUAUCACAAUAGAAUGAGAGAAAAGGUGAUUAGAAAACUAUUAUAUGCAUACUAACUCCCAAAAAUUCAAGAAUUCAUAAAAAAUUAACAACUUUUAAUAUUUAGCCACCAAUCAGCUCGAACACCGUUGGCGAGAUCAAAGAUUUUUUGAACAAGUGGAACGUUGACUUUGAUUCAUCUUUGAAAAAACCUGAACUUUUGGAAUUGAGCAGAAAAUUUGUUAGGGAAAAUGGAGGUAGACAGAGAUUUAUUGUGUAUGAAUUAGAUUUUUGGGCAUGGGAGAUGCACAAGGUUCGAAUUAUAAGAACCCCUCCAUACCACUGUUUUCUCAACGCUAUCGAAUUAUUCUGGAGCCAAUUGAAGGGAAAUGCUCGAUCAUUAGGAACUUUGGAGUGCACAGUGGAAACGGUAAUUAUCUUUUGAAAAAAAAAACAACUGAAACAAUUGUGAUUUGACAGGUGCGUCUUCGAAUGCUGGAUUUCAUGAAGAAAUUCACACCAGAACAAAGUCAAAAACUGUUUAACAAGGUAAAAAGAGAAGAAGAUGAUCUGAGAGCACUUAUUGAGAAGAAAAAACAAAAGGAUUUGUUAGAUAUGCCUACUUUAGAAAUGGAUUCUGACGGUGAAUUGCCAGAUGCGUUUUUUGAUUCAGAUGAAGAUGAAGAUGAUGAUAUGGAUGAUAUGCCAGUACUUGAUAGAUCAUAG
Molecule: messenger RNA, 8426 nt
Organism: Caenorhabditis angaria
Lineage: Eukaryota; Metazoa; Nematoda; Chromadorea; Rhabditida; Rhabditidae
Source: the annotation of a GenBank genome assembly